CUCAUAUGGGAGUCCAUGAGAUACUCUGCUUCCCUGUAACAUUUGGCUGUACGGACGCAGCAAUCAAUGCACCUAGCUCCUCCACGGGGUUCUGGAAAGAGCAAAAUGGCCAGAUUGCUGAGCGUAUUCAAUCCAUUGACAUGGAGACAACGCUUGGAUCUGGACGCGCAAAGCUUCCUUAUUAUGCUAAAAGGCGCUUUGCCACCAACUAUUGUCAUUGCCAUUUACCAGAGUAGUGCUAUAGCGGACAUUACCUCCACGAUUGGCUACCUGUCAGCCCUGAUAUCGGUACUGUCACAGGCACUCACGCCUCGAGCAAAGUUUAUGCGGAUCAUCUUCUUUGAUCUUCUAUCGACAUGUGUAUCUGCUUCUCUCUGCUGCCUAGCGGUCUUCUGUGCCGUAUGGGCGAGAGAGCACAAUAUUCCUGCGGACGCUAGUGAGAGCGUCAGAGACGGCUUUAGUAGUGAUGCCUGUGCCGUAUCCGCUGUAUGGCUGAUCUUCAUGAUCUGGAUUGCUAAUACCAUCCGUGCCUGGCGUCCGAUGGAGCUGCAGGAUCCGAUGGUUGCCUUUUCCAUUUUCCCCUGCGUUACUAUUACCCGCGGGGGCACCUUCACCACACUAUCAGAGGGUCUAUCGUUCAUAUCUAGAUUGUUGAAGGGGUUUAUGCUGGGAUUCGCAAUCGCCACCGGAGUCUCUCUUCUCAUACUACCAAUCACUAGCCGGGGCCAUGUCUUCGACGAUAUCAAGGCCUACGUCGCGCAGAUCGACACCGUACUCCAAUCCCAGAUCGGCUUCGUGAAGGGCACGUCGGAGGUGUGGACUGGAAGUCCGGGGCUUCUGGAAAGGAGUCGCACGGCUCGGAGUAUGCGAGAUAUGGGAAACAACCCCAGCUCAGAUCUUGAGUCGAAACAGAAACGCCUGACGGCUUCGAUCACCAAGUUGAACGCACUACAUGGAAAACUACAAUCAGACUUGCUUUAUUCGACAGACGAAAUUGCUUGGGGCAAACUCUCAGCAGAUGACCUGACUAGAGUUGGGAAUUUGCUGCGAAGCAUCUUGUUACCACUUUCUGGAAUGGCAAUGCUCCCUGAAGUGUUGGAUAUGAUUGUCAAGAACGAAGGGACACGCCACAAUAAUCUCGGAUCACGAGAUAAUGACGAGGAAGAAUCUGUGAAACAAUCCGAGUUGCAAAAGUUUGCCCAAACGCUUCACGACCGCCUCGCGGAGUCUUCCCAGUUGGUGACCGUUGGAUUACAUUAUGUUUUACUGGCCUUUGAGCUUGUCAAGCGAAAAACACUGGAAAAACAGUAUCUAGGCCACAGCGACGAAGAGGCGGCAGGCGAGCUGCUCACUCCAUUACAGCCGAAUUUCGCGCUGCAGUUUGAGAGGGAAAUGAGGAAAUACUUUUCCCAUCGCAAGGACCUGACAAAAAGUCUAGCAUCGCUUGAGGCUUUUUCUGUCUCAGAGAAGUCGAAUGAUCCUACCUCUCAAACUGACACGAGAGCGGUCACCACUGACCCUGAUGCCAAACAAGAAUUUUUUCUAAUCCUGUACAUGGGCCACUUGCAAGAUACCCUACUGAUGGCGACGCUCGACUUAAUCCAAUUUGCAGAUGGCAAAAUUGAGGAUGGGACCAUGAAGCGCAGCAAAUUGAUUCUCCCGAAACUCAACACCAUCAGACGAUGGCUCUCUCUCGAUUCUACGAAGGACUCUAAGACUGCUCCGGACCGCAGACAAUCCUCACACGUCGAUCCUUCUGUCUUUGCACAAACUGAGGCGAACAACUUCCCAGACCCUGAACACCUGCCCCCUGCGAACUGGUUCGAGAAAGGCAGCUUGGCGCUUCGCUACUUGUCGCACUUCAUCAGAUCCGAGCAAAGCGUCUUUGGCUUCCGCGUUGCGGCAGCUGCUUUUAGCGUCGGUAUUCUGGCGUUCCUCCGUCAAACCCAGGAGUUCUUCAUCCACCAGAGAUGCAUCUGGGCUAUGAUUGUCAUUGUGAUCGGAAUGAACCCAACAAGUGGACAGACAAUGUUUGGCUUUGUCGCGCGUAUUGUCGCGACCGCCGUCUCGUUGGUCUUGAGCCUGAUUGUCUGGUAUAUUGUGGAUGGGAGAACUCCCGGUGUCAUUGUGUUUCUCUAUCUCGCGAAUGUCUUUGAGUACUACUUUUAUGUGAAAGUCUCUCAAUACUUUGGAGCAUCUGUCAUUGCCAUUGUCACUUUAAAUGUCAUUGUCCGGAAAUUAGGUGUCGAGGUUGCUACAUCCAAUGGCCAACCCUACUAUCCCAUCUAUCUUUUCGGACCUUACAAACUCGCUGCCGUAGCCGCCGGCUGCGCCAUCUCCUUUUUCUGGGUGGUCUUUCCCUACCCGAUUACCGCCAAAUCGACACUCCGGAAAUCCAUCGGACGAGGUCUCUUCGUUCUGGCUAAGUUCUACAGCUGCAUGCACACAACCAUCGAGCUCUGGCUCACCGGCGAACUUGGCGUGGCUGAAGACGUCAGCUCCGCAUCCUACACCCUUGAACGCUCACGCCACAAAGUCUUCAAAGAGGAAAUGAUCCUGCUCAACAGCCUCCGUAUGCACAGCCACUUUAGCACGUUUGAGCCUCCUAUCGGGGGCAAAUUUCCCAAGUCAACCUACGACCAGAUCAUCUCCCAAAUCCAGCGUAUGCUAACCAGCAUGGCUCUCAUGGCACAAACAACCCAAAACCUCGACGCACUAUCCACCAGCGACUCUAGCUCUCAGGAUCAACCAGAAUCAAACGACGACAAAUGGGUUUCGCGCCUUGCGGCAAUUGCUCUCCAAUCCCCCGGUUUUAAAUCCCACAAGAUCACCUCCUUGCUCUGCCAUCUGUCUGCUUCGGUGUUAAACUCCCAGCCCUUGCCACCGUAUCUGUCCACGGGGGACACCUUCCCGCUUGCCAGGGAAUUACAGCGCAUUGAUGAGGAGAUGUUGAGUAUUCGCCAUGUACAAGACCCGGCCUUUUCGGCGUUCGUUUGCCUGGAGGUCUUGAGGUCGGUGGUUAGUUUUACGUUGGAUAAUCUUCUUCGGAAUGUGAAAAGCUUAGUUGGUGAACUCAGCUUCGAUUUCCACAUUCAACAUGCUGCCGAAUCUCAGCGCUUGAUGUCCGAAGCAAAUACCCAGGAUGAUUAGAUUGGCCUUUGGCUUCUAUAAACAAGCAUAGAUUUAUUACAUCACAUUUCAUAUACCAACACACCACGUACCAUUUAUUCUCUCAAAUUCGAUCUCUAAGGAAGAAAGAACGACAUCAUCAAACCAAAGAGGAGCUCAAUAUACGACUACGGUCGAAUGCAGCGAUAGUGCUAAAAGAUAAAUUAGCGAGAAAAAUAUGUAAGAUGUGAAG
Molecule: messenger RNA, 3361 nt
Organism: Aspergillus sclerotioniger CBS 115572
Lineage: Eukaryota; Fungi; Ascomycota; Eurotiomycetes; Eurotiales; Aspergillaceae
Exons: 7
Coding region: 67-3150 (1027 amino acids)
Source: RefSeq, a predicted model, not a curated record